Messenger RNA from Coregonus sp. 'balchen', 1374 nucleotides. Lineage: Eukaryota; Metazoa; Chordata; Actinopteri; Salmoniformes; Salmonidae. The record is from the annotation of a GenBank genome assembly.
AGUUCCUCCCUUGGUUGCCUUGCCUACGUGAACACUCUGACAGAUGCGGGUCAGUCGGCGCCGUACAUGGCUGCACAGCAUGGACACCUGGAUGUGGUCCAACUCCUCCUUGAAACAGACGCUGACCCCAACAAGCCAGCUGACCGUAUCUCAAUGUCCUGCCCUCUAUACGCAGGUAACACAGACACAACAGAAGGACUUAAUGGACCUUAUUAGAAGUUUUACAACCGAUGUUCUUGGAUGGUCUGUGUAGCUGUGGACGCUGGACACACAGAGAUGGUGGAGUUGCUGGUCUGGGAAGGGGCAGAGGUCAACAGAACAUACACAAGACACUAUGGCUCCAAGAGAACAUGCCUUCAUCAGGCUGCUCUUAAGGUAAACAGACAGACACUCACACGCGCAGUUCUUCUCCCUUAUUCCAACUCUCUCCUCAGGGUCACAGUGACAUAGUGCGUGUCCUGGUGGGUGGAUGUGAUCUGGAUGUGUUUGACAAGGACUACGUGGUCACACCCCUGUUAUUUGCUGCAGCUAAAGGACAUCAGCAGUGUGUCCAGAUCCUCAUUGAUGCAGGUACACAGCUCUAUGUGUGUGUGUGUGCUUUGAGAAUUGUUUUUCCGUCUAAAUGUUUUUGUAUGUUAGCUGUGAAAAUGUUGUUUGCAUGUUGCAUAAAUGUUGUAUACAUGUUGUAGGCCUGGCGACGGGUCGGAGUGACAGGUGACUGGGGACUACCGGUAAGCUUCAUAAUGAAACAUUGUGACAGGUGACUGGGGACUACCGGUAAGCUUCAUAAUGAAACAUUGUGACAGGUGACUGGGGACUACCGGUAAGCUUCAUAAUGAAACAUUGUGACAGGUGACUGGGGACUACCGGUAAGCUUCAUAAUGAAACAUUGUGACAGGUGACUGGGGACUACCGGUAAGCUUCAUAAUGAAACAUUGUGACCUGGCGACGGGUCGGAGUCGGACGCCACUGCUAAUUGCAUCACAGGAGGGGCAUGAGGGCUGUGUGGAAGCUCUGCUGAAGCACGGCGCCGACCCAAACCUGCCCUGUAACACCGGCUUUCCACAGCUUCCCAUCCAUGCAGCUGCUGAGAACGGCCACAGCAGGUAUACACACACACACACACACACACACACACACACACACACACACACACACACACACACACCUACUCAUUGUCCCUUGUUUCUUGCCCUCUCACACAAUGUCACCCAACUCAGCAUGUACACACAUUAACUGUUAUGCAUUGAUAAUCACCUCUCAUCUUUCUCUCUCAGGGAUUCAGCCCGGUUGUUGAUAGCCGCCGGGGCAGCUUUUACAGAGCAGAUAUGGUUCUACAUUCUGGCCUGUUGUGAAUCAGAGGAGAUGCUGUAA